Messenger RNA from Parastagonospora nodorum SN15, 135 nucleotides. RefSeq lists its product as hypothetical. NCBI's taxonomy places the organism in Eukaryota, Fungi, Ascomycota, Dothideomycetes, Pleosporales, Phaeosphaeriaceae. The transcript has 2 exons. The record is from RefSeq and is a predicted model, not a curated record. Bases 1 to 135 code for a protein of 44 amino acids.
AUGUAUCAGCCAGGCAAGCAAAAAGAAGAGCCGGCGCACUUUCGACCUCGGAAAACAACGAAGAAACGAACCUCCGAGCACGAUUCGGACGCUACCUUUGACCUGCGGAGUACGGCAACAAGAUCCCUCACAUAA